Molecule: messenger RNA, 2060 nt
Organism: Stomoxys calcitrans (stable fly)
Lineage: Eukaryota; Metazoa; Arthropoda; Insecta; Diptera; Muscidae
Product: ATP-binding cassette sub-family G member 1
Exons: 8
Coding region: 74-2032 (652 amino acids)
Cellular component (GO): plasma membrane
Molecular function (GO): ATP binding; ABC-type transporter activity; ATP hydrolysis activity
Source: RefSeq, a predicted model, not a curated record
AACAAAUUUAGUACUGCUGUGCAAAGGCUAGAAAGUGGACGCGUUUCAACGUUUGCGGUUGUUUUAAAUAAAAAUGGAUGCGUGCGCGGAAAAUCAAGAAAUAUUAACGGACGAUGAUUGCAGCACAUUUCAGAGAAUACCAAAUGAGGCGGGCGUUAAUGUUCAAUUCAUGGAUUUGACAUACGCAACCAGCAGCACCUUCAAAAUUCCGAUUUUAUUUCCGGCCAAAGAUACAAAGGUUAUAGUGAACGGCGUCAGUGGCAUUUUCAAAGCUGGAGAAUUAUCUGCCAUUAUUGGUCCCUCAGGAUGUGGAAAAACAACACUGUUGAAUUUGUUAUCGGGAUAUCGAUUACAAAAAACUUCUGGACAAAUUUAUGUCAACAACCAACCUCGCCAGAUGAAGUCUUUUCGCAAAUUGUCCCGCUAUGUUCUACAAGAAGACCACAUCAGUCCAUAUUUCACCGUUAUGGAAACAAUGACAUUUGCUUCGAAGCUUAAGUUGGACUCACAACGUACGGAUAAACAACGAGAGGCUGUGGUCAAUGAAAUUCUUGAUAUUUUUGAUCUGCUACAACACAGCGAUACUUUAAUCUCAAAGCUGUCGGGUGGCCAGAGAAAAAGGAUCUGCAUUGCAUUGGAAUUGAUUGACAAUCCGUCUGUUUUAUUCCUUGACGAGCCAACAGCUGGUUUAGAUGAAGUCUCAGCUUCCAAAUGUGUACGACUUUUGAAACAUUUAGCAGACUGUGGUCGUACCAUCAUUUGUUCCCUGCACUGUCCUUCAGCGAGAUUAUUUCAAAUGUUCGAUAAGGUGUAUGCCAUGGCCAGCGGUCAAUGUAUUUACCAAGGAACCGUUGAUGAUAUAGUGCCCUAUUUGGAAUGUUUUAGUCUGUGUUGCCCGGUGUCGUAUAAUCCCACGGACUUUAUUAUAGAAGUGGCCAUGAAAGCCUAUGGUGAUUAUCAUAAUGUAAUGGUUGAGGCAAUAUCAAAUGGCAAGGUUUCAAAAUGGACCCCUAACAUGGAAGUUGCCACCAACGAGUGCCAGUUCCUGCAGAACACAAAGAAUACACAUGAUAUAAAACGAUAUUUAAAAUCAAAUCCCCACAAGUACAAUUCAUGGUCCAAGGAGUAUAGUCUGAACUUGCAAAGGUUCCUUUCACAAUUAUGGCGCGAUCAGGCCAACUUUAGAUUGCGUUUGGCUGCUCAUAUACUUAGCGGUCUAUUGAUUGGAAGUGCCAAUAUAAAUGUCAGCAGGAAUGCAAAAUACAGCAUUUACAAUUAUCAUUUCUCAUUGAUAGUAUCAAUAAUGUUCUUCUUUAUAUCUAUGGUUCCCAUGCUAUCAACAGUUCCUCAAGACAUGCAAUUCAUCCGAAGAGAAUGCUUCAAUCAAUGGUAUCGUUUAAGUUCAUAUUUUUUGGCUUUGCUGACAUCACAGUUGCCUAUACUAUGCGCAACAUCUUUGAUUGGAACCGUUACUCUCUACCUUGGCAGUGCUCAACCCUUGGAAUUGCACAGAUUUUUACUUUUUCUGGGCAUAGCAUUUGCCACAUCAAUGAUGGCGUCGAGUUUCGGUCUACUUCUGGGCUCAAGAUUUUGUGUUUUGCAUGCUCUAUUUUUAGGCCCCUAUGUAAUGUCUGGCAUGAUUAUUAUGGCCUCUUAUCCAGGUGAACGCACCAACCUAUCCGCAUUGGAGUAUUUUGUCAGCUAUGGCAAUUUUGUAAGAUAUCCAUUGGAGGGACUACUGGAACUGCUGCUAGGUUUUGGUCGACCAGAUUUCCCCUGUCCUGAAACCGAAUUUAUGUGUUGGUCGGCCAAGCCCAAAUACAUACUACGUCUUGCCGGGGAUGUGAAGAUCAGCUAUUUUCGCUCUGUGUUGGUUUUGUGCGGCUUAUACUUCGUUAUGUCAUUUAUGUCGUUUCUAGUUUUUAAACAACGUCUGGGCACCACAGAAAAGGAGUCGAACAAAAGCAGCAAUUUAGGCAAAUUGAAACGUUCUCUAUUAACAUGUACUCUAAGAGUGUUUAAAUAUAAAUAAAUUAAAUAACUUUGCGAUGGGUAUUUAA